Messenger RNA from Apis florea (little honeybee), 1245 nucleotides. RefSeq names its product lysophospholipase D GDPD1. Lineage: Eukaryota; Metazoa; Arthropoda; Insecta; Hymenoptera; Apidae. Gene Ontology annotation, molecular function: phosphoric diester hydrolase activity; phosphatidylcholine lysophospholipase A1 activity. The record is from RefSeq and is a predicted model, not a curated record. Gene Ontology annotation, cellular component: endoplasmic reticulum membrane. Gene Ontology annotation, biological process: glycerophospholipid catabolic process.
UUCGUUUACUGUUAUGUCAAUUAUAUUGUAACUAUGCACGUCAUGCAGUAUGUUAAUCAUAUGAAAAUUUUGUUUAACUUCUGCUAGCUGUCAAUUGAAACAUUUAUCUUCAUGUUAGUCAAAACUCAUUUAAACAAUAACAGCAUGUUUCGAUAUGUUAUAUGCAUAAAAAACAAUAGAAAAAUAUAAGAUGUUGUUGUAUACUUUAGUAGGAGGUUAUAUGUUAACGUCAAUGAUACUUUUUAAAUAUCCAACGUUAUUACAUAAAAAGAAACAAGUGAAAUUUAUGUGCCAUCAUAUCAGCCACAGAGGUGGGGCAGGUGAAGGAUACGAAAAUACAAUGCACGCUUUUAAACGAGCUGUGGCAGUUGGUACAGAAAUGUUGGAAUUAGAUUGUCAUUUAACAAAAGAUGGACAAGUAGUUGUAUCACAUGAUCAUAAUCUUUUACGUAGUACAGGUACGAAUAAAAGUAUUUCAGAAAUGAAUUACAGAGAUCUACCUCUACUAAAACCACGUCUUCCAAUAGAUUUUGAUCCAGAUGUAGAAUAUGUUGGCACAGAAAAAGAAGAAGAUAGACGAUUUGCAUUAUUGAAAGAAGUAUUUGAAGCAUUUCCCAAUAUACCAAUUAACAUUGAUAUUAAAGUUAAUAAUGAUGAACUUAUAACAAAAGUAUCAAAUUUAAUUAAAGAAUAUAAUCGAGAAGAAUAUACUGUUUGGGGAAAUUUUAGUGAUGAAAUAACACAGAAAUGUUUUAAAACGAAUCCUAAUGUAAAUUUAUUAUUUUCUAUGAGACGUGUAACUCUAUUAAUAGUUUUCUUAUACACUGGUUUAUUACCAUUUAUACCUUUAAAAGAAACACAUUUGGAGAUAUUUCUACCUUCUAUUUAUUUGAGAUGUAAAGGAAAUCCAAGUCCAACAUAUUUACCUUUGGAAAAAGUAAUUGUAAGAACUCUUAAUGUACUUCUAAUAAGACGGUGCUUAUUUAAUCAUUUAAGAGCUCGUGGUAUACACGUUUAUUUUUGGGUCUUAAAUAAAGAAGAAGAAUUUAAGAAAGCUUUUGAUCUUGGAGCUACCGGUGUAAUGACAGAUUAUCCUACAAAAUUGAAAUUAUUUCUAAAUAAUUUUUCUAUUGAAUAAGAUAUUAAAUGCAAUGAAUACAAGUGAUAUUGAUAUUAGGUACAUAAAAUAUUCAUUGAUUUAUUUCCAAUAUUAUAAAAUAUUACAAAAGAAGUAGAAUUUUUAGA